This is a messenger RNA of Gregarina niphandrodes, 1125 nucleotides long. RefSeq names its product putative actin. The transcript is spliced from 2 exons. The coding region runs from base 1 to 1125 and encodes 374 amino acids. The record is from RefSeq and is a predicted model, not a curated record. Lineage: Eukaryota; Apicomplexa; Conoidasida; Eugregarinorida; Gregarinidae.
AUGAGCAACCAGGUCAUUGUUUUAGACAAUGGCUCAUCUACCAUAAAGGCGGGAUUCGCCGGAGAUGUUAAACCACUUGUUGUUCUACCCAGCUAUGUUGGUCGUCAGAAAAAUGAGCGUGUGAUGGUGGACGCGCCGAAUGAAGACGCGUAUGUCGGAGAACAGGCGCGUAAAUACCGCGGUAUUUUAAAGCUGAGUUAUCCGAUUGAUCGAGGGAUCAUUAAGGAUGAGACAGAUUUGGAAUUGCUAUGGAAAGAAGUGUUUAAUCAAUUGAAUGUGAGUAGUGCUGGACAUCCGUUAUUGAUAAGUGAUUCAGCGUUGUUGCCCACAAGUAAUAAAGAGAAGUUGGUGCAGAUUGCAUUUGAGUCAUUUGGUGUGCCGAUGGUGUGUGUGAUGUCACAAACGGUUUUGGCGUUGUAUGCAACGGCACGUACGACGGGUACUAUUUUGGAUGUAGGAGAAGGCGGUACACGUGUGACAUCUGUAGCUGAGGGUUUUGCACUACCGCACAGUGUGGAGGCUACAGCGGUGGGUGGUCGUGAUGUGACGAUGUAUCUUCAAAAAUUACUUAAGCAACAGGGAUUACGAUUGGAAACAUCGAGCGAACUAGAAAUUGUGCGAGAGAUUAAGGAAACUGUCUGUGCUGUAGCCGCAACAGCUCUAGACAAAAAAAACCUUGGCACCACUCUCGGCGGUGCUGAGGCUGGCGCCGUCUCCUAUACACUUCCUGAUGGCGCUAUCGUCAAGAUUGCCAACCGUCAUGCAGCACCAGAAAUUCUGUUCAACCCUGCUUUAGACGCACGCGAGGCUCACGGAAUCCCGCAACUUGUCCAUCAGGCCAUAACCAACUGCGACCUAGAUCUGCGACGCCAUCUCUGCGCCAGCAUCGUCGUCACAGGUGGCUCCACACUCUUCGGAGCCUUCCUUGACCGCUUCGUCAACGACUUCAAACGACUACAACCCAAAGAUGCACUCAUUCGAGCAUACGCACCCGUCGAUCGACAAUACUGUGCCUUCAUGGGUGGUACCGUCGUCGGCAUGCUCCCCUCAUUCAAGUCACUCAUGAUCUCACGCACACAAUAUGACACAGAUGGCGUCGCCGCAGUACACCGCAACUUUUGCUGA